UAAACGAAAUUUCACACUAGCGAAAUCGAGCCUCUUUUAUCUGUUCCCUCAAAAACUAUCGCGGCCUCUGAUAUCAGGGGAAAAAGAAGAAGGGAAUUCCCCAUCUUCCGAAAUCCAAAACCAGAGAUUUUUGUUACUUUUUAUCUUUUCAAAUCUCUCUCAAUCUAUUAACGUCAUGUCUCAGGUCGAUAGCAGAAAUUCCUCUGCAGCCAAACGGGCUCGCACUGACGGUAGUCGAAGGGAAGAUGAUUGGACAUGCCCAAGUUGUGGCAAUGUCAAUUUUUCAUUCAGAACAACUUGCAAUAUGCGUAAUUGCACACAACCCAGGCCUGCUGAUCAUAAUUCAAAAUCAGCUGCCAAGCCAAUGCAGCCUCCACAGAACUACUCAUCCGCAGCUCCUUAUGUAGGUUCUGGUCCGCCUUCUUCAAUGUAUAUGGGUGUGCCACCAUAUGGAUCAUCCCUUUUCAAUGCAUCUUCUAUUCCCCCAUAUGAUGUUCCAUUUUCUGGGGCUUCAGCUUAUCAUUACAAUUACGGCAGCCGCCUUUCUGCAGGCAGUCCUUAUAGACCAUUGCAUAUGUCUGGUCCACCUCCUUAUUCUGGUGGAUCUAUGAUGGGAAAUGGUGGGAUGUAUGGUAUGCCCCCUUUGAUGGACCGUUACGGAUUGGCUAUGCCGAUGGGUGGCCCUCCUGCUAUGGGGCCGAGGCCGGGGUUUUUCCCAGAUGAUAAAUCUCUAAAAAAGGGUGCAGAUGCUGCACGUGAUAAUGACUGGACAUGCCCAAAAUGCGGGAACAUUAAUUUCUCUUUCAGAACUGUUUGUAACAUGAGGAAGUGCAAUACACCAAAGCCGGGAUCCCAGGCUGCAAAAUCUGAGAAAACUUCUAAACAAAAGAUGCCCGAGGGAAGCUGGAAAUGUGAGAAGUGUAACAACAUAAAUUAUCCAUUCAGGACCAAGUGCAAUCGACAGAAUUGUGGGGCUGAGAAGCCUGAUGAGUCAAAGAAGUCCCCUUCACCAGCAACGGAUGAGAAUGAUCAGUGAGUACUAGGACAUGUUUGAGGUUUGAGAAGGUCCAGAGUUGUCGUCCAGCAUUGCUCAAUGUGGGUGUCUGAAAGUCAGUCUUGUCGUCUUCAUGUUGCUGCGGUUGUCAAGUUACUCUUACCUUCUCAUUAUGUCUGUCAAGUUGUUGUAUCACUUGCAAUGAUAUUAUUGGUCUUCAUGGAUCUUUUAAUGCAUCAUGUGUCUGUCAGUUUGAUGUGGCAAAGAUUCAACAGGUUGGUUCUGGUUUCCUAUCAGUUAGGCUUUUGUAAUUUUUGGCAUCAACUCAUAUAUUCUAGUACGUAUGUUACCGUGAACUUAGAAUGCUGCAGGAAGCAUGUUUCUUGUUCUUCA
This is a messenger RNA of Ricinus communis (castor bean), 1387 nucleotides long. Its product is annotated as ranBP2-type zinc finger protein At1g67325. The transcript has 10 exons. Lineage: Eukaryota; Viridiplantae; Streptophyta; Magnoliopsida; Malpighiales; Euphorbiaceae. The record is from RefSeq and is a predicted model, not a curated record. Bases 176 to 1036 code for a protein of 286 amino acids.